AUGGGGACCCAGGCCCAUCAGGGAACAAAAGACCACGACUGGUUUCAGGUGUUGAACGUCUCGGUGCGGGUCCAGACGUUUGCCGAGGCCCUGGAGCUGAACAAUUGCACCGUGGCUGAAACCCCUUUGGAGGGGAUGUUGGGUUUGGCAUUUCCAGAGGCGGCCGCCAGCCCCGCGCUGCCGUCUCCAAUAACAUCAUGUGCCAGCGCCUCUGGAACAGAAACAUCUUCACCUUCCGCCUGUGUAAAUGGGACUGACAUGGGCUCAGUGGACACUGGCAUUCCCGUGAGGAAGACAGGGACUGAAACGAAGUCUCAGCCAAGAAGAAAAUUCAGACAGUCCGAAGUUAUUGCCUGGGAAAUAGAGCUGCCAAAGUCAUUAGGUACCCGUUUCAUUGGCAAGCAAGGACAAUUUAUUAAGACCUUGAGGAGAAAGUCUGGGGCCAAAGUUUCCGUCUCGACACUCCCUCAUGUCCCUGACUCCAAAGUCUGUCACAUCGAAGGCCUCCCACAUCAAGUGGAAAUGGUGCUGAGCCUGAUUGGCAGGAGGUUUGAACGGCUGUGUCUCCCCAGCAUCUACCCUCUGUAUCCCCCUGCACCAGAGACACUUCCUUUAGUCCUUGAGAGUCCCUGGCUGCUCCUCCCACAGGGAGUCGCGGUGGCGGUGGCCGUGGUGAACCAGGUUGAUGCGGGGCACAUGUUUGUGCAGCAGCCCACACACCCCACUUUCUGUGCCCUGCCGAGCCUCCACCAGCAGAUGUUUGCCUGCUAUUCUCAACAGGACACUCCAACCCUGUUCACUCCAGUGGAAGUCGGCACGAUCUGCGUGGCUCCAGGCCAGGACGGGACAUGGCUGCGGGCUCAAGUGAUGGGCUACUGCCAAAAGCGCCGGGAAGUGGAGCUCAGAUACGUGGACUACGGGGGCUACGAGAGAGUGAAGACUGACACCCUCAGGCAGAUCAGGUCUGACUUCUUAUCCCUACCGUUCCAAGGACUAGAAGUUUUGCUGGACAACGUGGCGCCACUGGCAGGCGAGGGCGGCUUUUCCCCCGAGGCGGACGCUGCUGUCAGCGAGAUGACCAGAGGCGCAGCGCUGGUGGCACAGGUCACCAGUUACGACCUUGCCACGGGGCUGCCCCUGAUUCAGCUGUGGAGCUGGAUGAGAGAUGAGGUGGUGUCGGUGAACGCAAUGCUGGUGGAAAGAGGAUUUGCUCAGUGGCUGGGCUACUAG
Messenger RNA from Colius striatus (speckled mousebird), 1230 nucleotides. RefSeq names its product A-kinase anchor protein 1, mitochondrial-like. The record is from RefSeq and is a predicted model, not a curated record. Gene Ontology annotation, molecular function: RNA binding. Lineage: Eukaryota; Metazoa; Chordata; Aves; Coliiformes; Coliidae. Bases 1 to 1230 code for a protein of 409 amino acids. The transcript has 12 exons.